GACUUUUCUUAUUUUGAGGUUAUUUUCCUCAUGUGUUUUUCUCCUGUUGAUAGUGAUAGACGUUUUGUUAUUUAAUACACAAAUUUUAUAAAUUACGAACCUAUUUACCAUGGCAAAAAGUUUAAGGAGUAAAUGGAGAAGGAAAAUGCGCGCCGUCAAACGCGAGAGGUACAGUAAAAAAGAGUUGGUGCGUUUGAAGAAAACCCUAGGGAUCGAGGAUACUGCGGAGGCUUCCUCUUCUAGUAAACCAGACGCCGAAAUGUCGGAGAUAAUCAAUUUCACUACCGUUGAGGAAAUUAAACAGAAACGAAAGGAAAAAGAAGAGAAAGACAUAAUGGAUGAGAGUACGAUAGAAGAUAUAAAGAAAUUCAAUCCGAAGACUUUGAGAAACGAAAACGGGGCUUACCCGGUUUGGGUGCAUCCCAGGAAGAUCAGGAAAUGCAAGAAGACUAAGGAAAAGACCAAGAAAAAGUCGAAGGGGAAAGUUAAUAAAGUUACGAAAGAAUAAAUGAAACAAUUUGUUGUUAUAAACUUAGAAUUAAGUACGUUUUGUUACUUAUCUUGUAAUAUAUUUAAUUUAAGUGUG
Phyllotreta striolata is the source of this 586-nucleotide messenger RNA. NCBI's taxonomy places the organism in Eukaryota, Metazoa, Arthropoda, Insecta, Coleoptera, Chrysomelidae. The record is from the annotation of a GenBank genome assembly.